AUGGGGUCCAGUGUGGUUGCAGGCACCCGGUCAGAGUCAGGCACUCGAAACGAGGUCAAUCAAACAGUGGCUACGGAUAACAUUCACAAGGCUGCUGCGUGCCAUCUUUCUCUCCGCCUGCUCGGUCACGAGCCGCUACAUGUGCGACCCUUGACAUCUCCCGCCAACAAACGGAUCGCUCCCACGCCACACCGCAGCAGAUCAACAACGAUGCUCACCGAAGAGCUCGUGUCCGCCAUCGGCGGCCCCCUCCUCGCCGCCAACACCUCUGUGCCCAAAGACGUUGGCAUCUACACCCACACCGUCGCACCCGCCUGGCGUCUCAAGGCCUCGUUCAAGAAGAGCUCUGUUGGUCCCCGCUGCCUCGCCGUCAGCGACAACCACGUCUUUGCCGCCCAGGACCAAAAGGCCCACGUCCACGUCUACUCGCGCCAGCGCGGCAACCAAGAAUCCCUCGUCUCCUUCCAGGAGAGGAUACGCAGCCUGGCUCUUGCGGGAAAUGUCUUGCUGCUGGGAACUGCCGAGGGCAGGCUGAUGCUCUGGGAGGCCGUCUCCUGUCUUGCCGCCACAGACAGCCACGUGUUAACUGCUUCUGAUGACUCCAACAUCAACGUCUGGUCCCUGGCCAGGCUGCUCGAGUACGGCGCCGAUCCCGGCUUCGAGCCUGAUCUGACCCUCUCCAAUCACCGCGGCGCCAUCACAUCCCUCGUCGUGGCCCCCGGCGACAAUGCCGAGACGAGCCUGUGUGUCUCUGCCAGCAAGGACAAGACCUGCAUCAUCUGGAACUACCAGACUGGCCAAGUCCUGAGGACCUUGCUCUUCCCCUCGAUACCCCUUUGCACCACGUUGGACCCUUGUGCUCGGGCCCUCAUUGUCGCCGUCGAGGACGGCUCCAUCUUUCUCGUCGAGUUCUUUGGCGACAAGCCGCUUCUCGGCUCCCGCGCCGCCGAGCAGUCCUCCAUCGUUGUCCAGGUCCAGUCGCCCCUGGGUGUGGCUGACGCAGACGCCGGCCCCGCCACAUGCCUGGCCUUGGACUACAAUGGCACUACCCUCAUCACUGGUCAUACAAAGGGCAAGAUUCUCAAGUGGAAUCUGACUGACAACAGUCACCCAGCUGAACUCGCAAAUCUCAACGCCGCUGUCACCAACCUGUCAUUUGUUCCUCUCUUCCCCUCGCAGCAGUCUCACCAAGCGCCGACUGUCGUCAAGCCAAACCAGUCCCAGCACCAGUAUACCCUUUCUACCCAACUUGUGGGAGACUCGACAACUACGCGCUUUGCGGAAAUGCUCAAUACCCCUGGUUUUUCAGACGACACUAUCACAAGAGCGCUGCACGCAUUUGCAACGUCCGCAGCAGGCUCAGAUGCGGCGACAUUGCAAUACGUCGGGGACCUUGACCACCCGGCUGAGUCGGAGGGCGCCGCCGCUGCGUUACGCAAGCCCGAAUACUCCGAAUUCCCCGAAGACUGCGUACUCGGCUUUGAGCAAAAAUGCAGCCACGCAAUGACCAUCUCCCUGCUUAUUUCGCAUUUCGUGAAAACGAGCCAGGACAUGAAUCAAGGAGCCCGCAACAUUGCACGUCGCCCAUAA
Messenger RNA from Cordyceps militaris CM01, 1590 nucleotides. Its product is annotated as WD domain containing protein. The transcript is spliced from 4 exons. Bases 1 to 1590 code for a protein of 529 amino acids. NCBI's taxonomy places the organism in Eukaryota, Fungi, Ascomycota, Sordariomycetes, Hypocreales, Cordycipitaceae. The record is from RefSeq and is a predicted model, not a curated record. Gene Ontology annotation, biological process: DNA-templated DNA replication; rRNA processing. Gene Ontology annotation, cellular component: nuclear pre-replicative complex. Gene Ontology annotation, molecular function: protein binding.